This is a messenger RNA of Penaeus monodon (black tiger shrimp), 606 nucleotides long. RefSeq lists its product as uncharacterized. Bases 1 to 606 code for a protein of 201 amino acids. The record is from RefSeq and is a predicted model, not a curated record. Lineage: Eukaryota; Metazoa; Arthropoda; Malacostraca; Decapoda; Penaeidae. The transcript is spliced from 3 exons.
AUGAUGCUAGUUCUAAAGGACUUGUAUGAGGAUUAUACAAAACCCUAUGGCCCUGGGCGAGAGCCUGAUCCAAAAAGGAUCAGAGACAUUGUGUCGGCAUAUAAUGAGCGCGCGCACGCGGGUUUGAAAGGCGCUACACCUCUGGAUGUUCACCGACACUACACGCGGGCGCAGUGGCAUCACCUCUUUCGUGCUAUGUAUGCCCGCUCAUUGAAUGCACCUAUAAAAAAAGGUCGAUCAGCUGCUACCAAUCAGAAUAUAAAGGUAGGGGACACCGUGCACAUCGCAGCACGUUCUCAUACCGACGCAUUUCGCAAGGGUUAUGAAAUACAAAAUACGGAGGAGAUAUUUAAAAUUCGGCAGGUUGACAAACGCCAGAACAGAGACGGGUAUUAUCUGGAAGAUCUGAGCAGUGAAGAAGAGCAGGGAUUGUUUUACCGCGAGGAGCUCGUACCAACAUCUCUGCCUGGUUUUUACCCGUACAAGGUCUUAUCAUCACGCUGGAAUAGAGCUAAAAAGCAGAGAGAAUACCUCGUUCGCUGGGUUGGUUAUCCUGAUAAAUUCAAUUCUUAUAUUACGAUUGAUGACAUGCAGCCCCCACCAUGA